AUGGAUUUCCACCUGGUCCCUCGAGGCACGGAUCGAAACUACACGGGCUUCCUAACGAAAACCAUCAUCUAUUCAGGCACGCUAGUCUUCUUCCUGGCAUCCUUCGCCCUGACACUAUGCUCGAUCGUAAUCCCUAAAUGGGUCAGCUAUAGCAGCGAAAAGCCUGCGCACCACUACUCCUACGGCCUCCACCAACGCUGCUCCUCCCUCACCGAUACGUGCGAAAGCUUCCCACAGCGCGAAGACUGCCAUGGAGAAGACCGGUAUUUCUGUUCCAUGUGGCGCUCCGUCGGGUUCUUGAUGUCGUUCGCGGUCGUGUUCCAGGGUAUGAGCGUCGUUACGUACCUGGUGAUUCUCUCCGGCGGGAAGCGGCUCCGCGAGAACGGAUGGAGGCUCCUCAGUCUGCUUAUUAUUAUUUCGGCAUUUUUGCAGGCUGCGAGCAUGUCCAUAGUGGCGUAUCUCUACGAUAACGAAGACCGGUUUUUCGUGGGCUGGAACCUCGAUGAGUCGUGGAUCUUUUGUACUAUCAGCUGGUGCCUAGGUCUUUUCUGUGCUGGCGUGGUCGUCGUUGCGGCUCAUGUGUUGCCCUCCGAGGGUGGCUAUGAGCUGAUUCCGGAUAAUGAUGACCUCAGGGUGGGUUCUUGA
This is a messenger RNA of Penicillium cinerascens, 645 nucleotides long. RefSeq lists its product as uncharacterized. NCBI's taxonomy places the organism in Eukaryota, Fungi, Ascomycota, Eurotiomycetes, Eurotiales, Aspergillaceae. The record is from RefSeq and is a predicted model, not a curated record. The transcript has 4 exons. The coding region runs from base 1 to 645 and encodes 214 amino acids.